Molecule: messenger RNA, 708 nt
Organism: Thamnophis elegans (Western terrestrial garter snake)
Lineage: Eukaryota; Metazoa; Chordata; Lepidosauria; Squamata; Natricidae
Gene: RGS2
Product: regulator of G protein signaling 2
Exons: 5
Coding region: 49-684 (211 amino acids)
Source: RefSeq, a predicted model, not a curated record
CCGAAAGCCUCCGGUCGGGUGGAGACGGCUGCUCCGUAGCGGGAGAGCAUGCAGAGUGUCCUGUUCCUGGCGCUCCAGCACGACCGCAGCCGAAUGGAGAGAAGCGCCAGCCGCUGCCAGGGCAAAGAGGAGAAGAAGGGCAAGAUGAAGAAGACCAUCCUAAAAGAUUGGAAAGCAAGAUUGAAUUACUUUCUGCAGAAUUCCUCCAAUUCUACCAGUGCAAAGGCGAACAAGAAAGGACAACAGAAGACAUGUUUUAGACCUUCUCCUGAAGAAGCUCAGCUGUGGUCAGAAACAUUUGAUGAACUUCUAGCUAGCAGAUAUGGUCUGGCAGCUUUCAGAGCUUUCCUGAAAUCCGAGUUUUGUGAAGAAAACAUUGACUUCUGGCUGGCCUGUGAGGAUUACAAGAAAAUCAAGUCCCCACAUAAACUGACAGCUAAAGCUAAGAAGAUUUACAGUGACUUCAUUGAAAAAGAAGCGCCUAAGGAGAUCAACAUAGACUUUCAGACCAAAAGCAGCAUUGCUCAGAGCAUCGGAGAAGCCACACACACCUGCUUCAGUGCAGCCCAGAAGAGAGUUUAUAGUUUGAUGGAGAACAAUUCCUACCCUCGCUUCCUAGAAUCUGAGUUCUACCAGGGACUGUGCAGAAAGUCACCGAUCAGCAGAGACUCUCAGGAGACAUGAACUCACAACGCAGGAAGGGGAAGA